AUGAUCCAUUGUCUGCAGUUGAUGCACAUGUUGGAAAUUAUUUAUUCACAAAUUGUAUUCAAGGUGCACUUGCCAAAAAAACGCGUUUGCUUUCCACGCAUCAUUUACAUUAUAUACCACGAGUUGAUUACAUAAUAUGUAUGGAAGACGGUGAAAUCGCUGAACAAGGGACUUAUGAAGACUUAAUGAAGGAUGGAAAAAUCUUUUCGAAGUUGAUUGCUGAAUAUAGUAAAGCUGAAAGUGAUAGCGAAAUAAAAGAAGACAAAGAACAAACUUUGGAUGACGAAAAAGAAAAUAAAAAAGAACAGACAAUUAUCAAAUUAAUAUCAACGGAAGAACAGUAUAGAGGGGCAGUGAAUAAUGAAAUAUAUUUGGCAUAUAUUAAGAAUGAGGGUGGAUUGAUACUGAUACUAGUUAUUAUUUUAUUGCUUGCUAUGAUGACAGGAACGAAUAUUGG
Molecule: messenger RNA, 457 nt
Organism: Racocetra persica
Lineage: Eukaryota; Fungi; Glomeromycota; Glomeromycetes; Diversisporales; Gigasporaceae
Source: the annotation of a GenBank genome assembly